Messenger RNA from Paralichthys olivaceus (Japanese flounder), 1542 nucleotides. The record is from RefSeq and is a predicted model, not a curated record. NCBI's taxonomy places the organism in Eukaryota, Metazoa, Chordata, Actinopteri, Pleuronectiformes, Paralichthyidae.
AUGGCGACGUCAGGUCUUUACUCUGAACAUUUGACUUGCUCUAUCUGCCUCAGCAUCUUCACUGACCCAGUGACUCUCAUCUGCGGACACUCUUUCUGCCGACGCUGUAUCGUCAAUGGUGUGAACAAGCUGCAUCGGUGUCCACAGUGUCGGACAGCUAUUCCGGCGGAGGGGACGUGUCUUCAAACCAGCCACAUUCUGAAAGGCCUCGCUGAAAAGGCCAAAGAAGAAGAGAAGAUGAUGCAAACGAGAGUGACUGAGUUGUGCCCUGAACACGAAGAAAGGCUGAAGCUGUUCUGUGUCACGGAUCAGCAGUUCAUUUGUACCAUAUGCUGUAAUGGGGCGAAGCACAAAGGGCACAAGUUUACACCAGUAAAAGAAGCCGCUGCACCCUUGAGGAAGAAGUUGGAGAAAUUUGGGCAACACAUUGCUGAUGAUGUCAAUGCUACAGAGAGCCUGGCCAACACACAGAUGCAGGUGAUGGCAAACACCGUAGACAAGGCUCAGCAUCUGAGGACCCAGGUCAGUAAACAGUUUAAGGAGAUGCACCAGUUUCUGAAGAAGAGAGAAAAUGAGAUCAAGAAUGACCUGAAACACAAAGAAGAAAAUGCUCUGGAGGAAAUGGGCAGCACAUUAAAUACCAUGGAAAUUGCUUUGUCUGAGAGCAGAGUGCUGGAGGCAAUGGUAUCAUCUGUUCUGGAUAUCACAGACUCUGAGAGGUUCAUAAAGAGCUGGACUGAGAAUAACGACACUCUAGAACAUUUAUUCAGACCCAGAGCCAAGGAAUUACAAGUGGUAAAUGCCUCUCUCUCUUUGGGGCCUUAUGGAAGUCACCUGCAGUUCUUCAUGUGGAAGGAGAUGCUUCAGGUCAUUCAGCCCCGAGCAGAACUGCUGUCACUCAAAACGAACAGCAUGUAUAUAACGAUAUCUGAUGAUAGGCGGAGUUUGAUGUCUACUCCCAAAAGCACAACAACGCUGCCAAAUCCUAUCUCGGAUUAUGACUUGAUCAAAUGGCUUGGUCAAACCAAGACUCCCUCUUCAUUCGGCACCCCCAGAGGAUUGGGCCAAAUCAUGAAUCCUCCUUUGUUUGGCUCCUUCGGCCAAACCAUGACUCCUCCUUUGCAUUCAAGCACAAACCAUGCAUCCAGUGUCAAUGAGUUCUCCUCAGGGCAGUAUUACUGGGAGAUAGAUGUUGGGCACAGAGACUAUUGGGAACUAGGAAUAAAAGAUCAUUUCUUAAAAUGUGAUGAUCGAAAGUAUUCUACCAGUAGUCUGGAUGUUAUCACAGAGCUAUCGUUUACAGGCAGACCUCGAAAGAUCGGGAUUUACCUAGACUGCUCAUCCAAUAAACUCACCUUCUAUAAUGCAGACAACAUGUCACAUAUUUACACUUUAAGCUGUAGAAUGAUGUCCUCACCACUGUCUGCACAUUUUAACAUCCGACACAGAACACCAGAUCCUAACCCCAUGACGGUGUGCUAUUACUGAAAUGUGGCCAACAGGAAAUCUUUGGAAAACACAAAGUCAAGAUAAAUGACACAA